Rhinichthys klamathensis goyatoka is the source of this 1553-nucleotide messenger RNA. It is a transcript of the gene cunh17orf75, whose product is annotated as chromosome unknown C17orf75 homolog. Gene Ontology annotation, cellular component: trans-Golgi network. The transcript is spliced from 10 exons. Bases 205 to 1389 code for a protein of 394 amino acids. Lineage: Eukaryota; Metazoa; Chordata; Actinopteri; Cypriniformes; Leuciscidae. The record is from RefSeq and is a predicted model, not a curated record.
ACGCCACUACUGCGCAUGCGUACACAAGUAUAGCUUUUCACUGCUGUGACUCAAGUCAAAUGUCGCGUAGAACUCAAAUGGAUUUCUAAACAAAAUAUUUACACGGCUUUAAUGCAUUGACAUCUUUAGGACAACUGAACAUUUUUAGCUAUCGAAAUAGCACGUAAUCCGUAGUGUCGCUAGUCUUCUUUGCUUUGCAGAGAUAUGUUUACAUCCCAGACCUCUUCCUUCCAGGAGUCCAUAGACGUGGAUGAAAGGGAUGUAGACUUCGACAACGAAGAGAUCGCCGGAUUUAGCCAGAAGAUACAACAGAUUAACAGCUACUAUGCAAUAUACUACUACCAAAACACAAGAUCUGAGGCUUCUGGAGAGAGUGUGGCCUGGAGCCAGAGGAGAUCAGACUCAACCACAAGUCAGGAUGACUUUAGUCUCACCCUGCUGGACGCCAGCUUGCCAUCCGAUGCGGAACCAGAACUACGAAGCUACAUCUCCCGCAGGCUGAGCAAGGGCGCUUUGCUGGGGGGUAUGGGUAACAUUGCCACCGUGGAACUAAGCAUCCCUGAGCAAGCGGUGGGCUGUUACUGCUGUCUGCUGGAGCAAGAGAAAUCUCCGGAACAGCCUGAGGCCGAUGGCAACGGCUGGGUGGUGUGUCUUCUCGGAGGAUCAGAGAAGGGCCUGAAUCUAUUCAGAAUUGAGCUGGACAAGUACGUCCAGGGUCUGCAGGGCUGUUUGACUCCAGAGAUGCAUAACUUGGAGACAGAUGUCAGGCCCUACCUGAACCAGUGGUAUGAAGAGUCAGUAAUGCACAUUCACAGAGUGGUUCAGCUGUUGCAGGGGAACGUCGGGUACCUUCUGCAUGCUGCUUUGAGUCACAAGCUUGUAGAGGUCACAGGGACGGAUGAGAAGACAGAAGCAGAUGUAGCAAGAUUCAUCAAAGCAGCAAGUCUGCAGGGUCUAGUCCAGGAAGACACCACUACAGCCUCCCUCUGUAAGGCCAUGUCAGAGGACUCUCACACCAACCUGAUCAUCAACUACUCAACCAGCCCUCCCACACUAACCAAUGAAGUCAGUAACCGGUUCUGUGACGACUGGAUCCAGGCCUUCCUCAAUGCUGCUGAGCGCUUUAACCCUUUCCUCCUCCGUCAGAUCCUGGAGAACUUUAAACUUAAGGCCAUCCAGGACAUGAACAACUUGAAGCGCUUCAUCCGUCAGGCUGAAAUGAGCCACUACGCUCUGUUCCGCUGCUGUCUGUUCCUGCAAAGCUGUGGAAACGGGGAUGUGCUGCUGCAGAACGCACGCGCCGAGCACAGCAGCUUUCCAGAGGCCUGUGGAAUCAUAAACGUGCUGGAGGAGUUCCUCGGUGAGCAGGCGCAGGGCACGCUGUACUGACACCUCCCCGUCUGCAGGGGGGCACAGUGUUUCAUACACUUACCUAUCUGAGAGCACCUUGAAAGGAGUUACCCCUGAAUUGGCUUAAUGCACAGCUGCACUACUUCCUGAACUUCAGCCAGCUCCUUUGUUUCCUGUCUGCCAUUAUUGGCCAAACUGAUUAA